This is a messenger RNA of Linum trigynum, 270 nucleotides long. Lineage: Eukaryota; Viridiplantae; Streptophyta; Magnoliopsida; Malpighiales; Linaceae. The record is from the annotation of a GenBank genome assembly.
AUGACGCUGUUGACGAACAGAGCUUCCCCUGUUUCUAAACCAAUCUUUUCUGGAGUGAAGAGGGCAGGGGAGACAGAGUCGGAUAUUAUGUUGAAUUCGAAUUCGGGGAUUCCGAGGGAUUGUGCCUCAAUAGUUAAGGAUUUCAUCCUGGAAUCCAAUUCCAUGAUUGAUUUCCGAUUCCCCGGAUUGUUGGUUAAUCCAGUGAUUUUGAUUUUCUUCGGAGGUCCUUCUGCUCUGGAAGCGAGGGUUCUGAGGAGCGAAGGCCAUUGA